Paramacrobiotus metropolitanus is the source of this 736-nucleotide messenger RNA. RefSeq lists its product as uncharacterized. The coding region runs from base 91 to 495 and encodes 134 amino acids. The record is from RefSeq and is a predicted model, not a curated record. The transcript has 5 exons. NCBI's taxonomy places the organism in Eukaryota, Metazoa, Tardigrada, Eutardigrada, Parachela, Macrobiotidae.
CAACAACGCUGACUUUCAACGAGAAUUUUCAAAGACUUGUUGUUUUCCGAACUGUAUUCAGUUUUGACCUUGACGGCUUGACCAUCUAAAAUGACCGGAAAACUGCCAUUAGACAACGGCUGGCCGAAGGGGUGUCAAAGAAAUUUGGCGCUUUUAUGCUUUAUUGUUUCGCUCAUUUGCCUGUCGUGUGAACUGCCAGCUUAUGGAGACGGCGACUUAACCGCUUUGCAAAACAUAGCAUCAGAAAUCAAGGGAACAUGGGGAGUGGCAGCCGCAGCACUUAUUCCACCGGCAUCCGUCCGCAUGAACGACCCUGAUGGUUUCAUGGGAAGUAACGAUGAUGGGAAGCCAUCGUCUUCCGGUUCAUCAGGAGGGGGAACAGCGCAGACGCUCAAUCCGCAGCUGAUUCCAUUUCUCGCGCCUAUGUUCAAUCCACCGCUGCCAUCUUAUGAUACCGGGGUCGAUAGCGACUCGGUGGAGUUCGGUGGAGAUUGAAUGAUCAAUUCAAAGAGCGUCGCGGAAAUAUACAAAGUCUCAAUCAAUCAGCGCGGAUUACCAGAUUUUUUAUAUUGCUGCACCUGAAUGUUUCCCCUCGAUAGUGGCUUGUGCGUGCCUAACAGGCCACCUACAUGUUUAUUUUAACAGAUAAUUGGUAUAGUUUUUGCCUUUCUAGCAAGAUUGUUUCUGGAAUUAAAAAUGGAUCGUAGUAAAUUAGGAUUUCUAGCGAUGAGGCAUU